Messenger RNA from Mytilus californianus (California mussel), 1512 nucleotides. RefSeq names its product E3 ubiquitin-protein ligase TRIM33-like. The transcript has 2 exons. Lineage: Eukaryota; Metazoa; Mollusca; Bivalvia; Mytilida; Mytilidae. Bases 1 to 1512 code for a protein of 503 amino acids. The record is from RefSeq and is a predicted model, not a curated record. Gene Ontology annotation, cellular component: nucleoplasm; chromatin. Gene Ontology annotation, molecular function: ubiquitin-protein transferase activity; zinc ion binding. Gene Ontology annotation, biological process: positive regulation of DNA-templated transcription.
AUGGCGGUUGCACCAGACAAAACAGAUAAUUUUGAUGAUUUAUUGACGUGUACAAUCUGUUUGGAGACCUUUAAAGGUCCAAAAUAUUUACCAUGUCUCCACACGUUCUGCACGGCAUGCAUUAACACUUACAUUCUGUCGACCGUGGGGAAGGAGAAAAUUAAAACACCGUUUAAGUGUCCGAUUUGUCGACAGAAUGUUUUGAUGGCAGAGUCAACCGGUAACCCGGAGACCUGGGCUGAAAAAUUACCAGGUAAUCAUUUUGUUGUUUCAAUGAUGGAUAGACAAGCAAUAAGAAGAAACGUAAAAACAUGCGACUCUUGUAAAGCGAACAAUGAAUCGAAAAAUGCGUUAUCUUGGUGUAUUGUAUGCGAAGAGGCGUUUUGUGAAUCUUGUGAAAAAUGCCAUAAAUCAUUUAAGAUGUCUGCAAAACAUCCGAUCAUGUUGCUGAAGGAUAUUGUUACUAACAAAGAAACGGUAAGCAUUUCUUCUUUGAUAUAUUGCGAAGAACAUUCAGGAGAGAUAGUAAAGGCUUACUGUGUUGAUCAUUCUAAACCAUUAUGUACAUUAUGUGCCACUUUAUUGCAUAGAAAAUGCGAAGAUGUCAUAACAAUCGAGAAGGCAGCUUCAGGUAUAAAAAAAUCCGAAAAAGCAUUGAGGUUGUCUACAGAACUAAAACAAACCAGCAAACAGCUGUCCGAUUUAAUACAAAACAGGAAAGACCUUACGACCGAUUUAGAAAAAGAGGCUGAAGCUAUUCUUACAAAAGUAAGUACCAUAAAGAAUAACAUUGUUAAACAUUUAAACAAAAUUGAAAGUCAAGUUAAGGAAGAAAUAAACACAUUGAAGAAGGAAGCAGGUUUGAAACUUUCCGAAAAGUCAACAAAACUUGAGAGUCUGAAGAAUGCGGUUGAUAACUGGACUACUAUAUUUGAUACCUGUUUACAACAUGGAUCCGAACUGCAGUGUUUACUUGAAAUGAAUAGAAUUAACGAAAAUAAGAUUAAAUUUGGUGAUGUAUUUACAAAAGGUAUAAGUGAAAUGAAGAAUGUUUCCAUGCAUCUAGAGACUAAUAAUAUAGCAGAGGAAUUUGCAGAACGAGUCGCAGUUAUUGGAGUUGUUAAACUUGUUGAAAUCAACGCAAGUUGUCCGAAGUUUUCUUUCAGUAACAACGUAAAUUUUCGCACGGGGAAAAUAAAUGUUAUUAAAGUUAUUGACCUUACUGGACGGAAUGUCCGUAUCAGUGGUCUUUUUAUGGAAGAUAAAUAUGUCUUUACUCAUGAUAAUUCAUCGAAAGUCUUAAAGUAUAAUCCCAACGGAGACCGUCUCACUGAACUUAAGCUUCCAAAUCAACCAUACGAUAUAGAUCAAAUGAAUGGCACAACAGCAGCGGUUUCAUCAAAUUCUAAGAUUUUUUAUAUAAUCAAUACACAUGAUAUGACACUGUGCUGUAAAAUUGAUAACACAUGGCAAGUUCAUAGAUUCUGUCAUGUCAAUGAUAGAGUCGUAUGA